Molecule: messenger RNA, 714 nt
Organism: Cladophialophora immunda
Lineage: Eukaryota; Fungi; Ascomycota; Eurotiomycetes; Chaetothyriales; Herpotrichiellaceae
Exons: 2
Coding region: 250-672 (140 amino acids)
Molecular function (GO): peroxiredoxin activity
Source: RefSeq, a predicted model, not a curated record
CGGCUGUCGGAAUGUGACUCUCCGCCACGGGGACUGCAAGCGAAAUUGGUCCGACUAUCCUUGCUUUGGGGUAUAACCUAGCAACUGGACUCCAAUUCGUGGAUCCCUGAAUCCCUCUGGGUGCUAGUGAUGGUCCGAAGUUGGAAAUCUCUAUAAUACGUCGAUAUUUUGGCACCCCUGGUGAGCUCCAGUAACCCGUAUCAGAAGGAGCCAGAGUCGAGAAUCGCAAAACACUCGGAGCUAGUCACAAUGAGCGGCGAAAGUUCAUUAUACGACAAGGGCAAGGAGGUCCGCAUCGCGGUGCUAGGAGAAGCACAUGUGCAGAGGUCUCUGGCGGCGCGACAAAGCGAGUUCGCCAAACCGUUGCAGGACUUCACCACCGAGUUUUGCUGGGGAAAAGUCUGGGCUCGCCCGGAGCUCGAUCGCAGGUCGAGAAGUCUCGUCAAUCUGGGAUUCAUGAUUGCCUUGCACAGCUGGCAUGAAUUGGCUAUCCACACCAAAGGAGCUAUCCGAAAUGGCGUGACGGAGGUUGAGAUCAGAGAGGUCAUUAUGCAAUCUAUGGUGUAUUGCGGUGUGCCUGCCGGUGUCCAGGCCUUGAAAGUGGCUGAGACGUCGAUCAACGAGAUGAUUGAAAGCGGAGAGCACCAGAGACAGCUGAAGGAGAAGGUGUAAGGGCGGCAGCUAGAAGUAAAUUCUGUCUUUUGCAGAAAAGCA